AUGAAGGUUGUUAAGGAAGUCUUUGUCUGCGGUGGCAAAUUAAUCAAGUUGUCACACAAGUCAAUCUCUACCAAGACUAGUAUGAAUGUCAAUGUCUAUCUACCCAAGCAGUACUACUCUCAGGAUUUGCCAAGAAAAGAACGUAUCCCUACUGUGGUUUUUCUUUCCGGGUUGACGUGUACGCCAGACAACGCCUCUGAGAAGGCCUUUUGGCAAUUCCAAGCUGAUAAAUACGGAUUCGCUAUGGUUUUCCCAGAUACGUCCCCACGUGGUGACGAGGUGGCCAGUGAUCCUGAGGGCUCGUGGGAUUUUGGACAUGGUGCAGGGUUUUAUGUUAAUGCCACUCAAGAACCGUAUGCCCAGCACUACAUGAUGUAUGACUAUAUUCAUAAAGAGCUGCCACAAACAUUAGAUUCGCAUUUUAACAAGGAUGGCGUCGCAAAGUUAGACUUCCAAGAUAAUGUUGCCAUUACAGGGCAUUCUAUGGGCGGGUUUGGUGCCCUCAGUGGGUAUUUGAGGGGUUAUUCUGAAAAGAGGUACAAAUCUUGUUCUGCUUUCGCACCUAUCGUGAAUCCUUCAAAAGUUCCCUGGGGUCAAAAGGCGUUUAAAGGUUAUUUAGGAGACGAAAGGGCACAGUGGCAAGCUUACGACCCGUGUUCACUAAUCAAGAAUGUAAGACGUACGGGCGACGACAAGAUUUUGAUCCAUAUAGGGGACGCAGAUCCCUUUUUGGAAGAGCACUUAAAACCAGAAUUGCUUCUUGAAGCUGUGAAAUCCACUUCAUGGCAAGGCCAUGUGCAAGUUAAAAAAGUGCACGGUUUCGAUCAUUCAUACUACUUUAUCAGCACUUUUGUUCCUGAGCAUGCUGAAUUUCAUGCCAAAAACCUGGGCUUGAUUUGA
This is a messenger RNA of Saccharomyces mikatae IFO 1815, 900 nucleotides long. RefSeq names its product S-formylglutathione hydrolase. The record is from RefSeq and is a predicted model, not a curated record. The coding region runs from base 1 to 900 and encodes 299 amino acids. NCBI's taxonomy places the organism in Eukaryota, Fungi, Ascomycota, Saccharomycetes, Saccharomycetales, Saccharomycetaceae. Gene Ontology annotation, biological process: formaldehyde catabolic process. Gene Ontology annotation, cellular component: cytosol. The transcript has a single exon. Gene Ontology annotation, molecular function: S-formylglutathione hydrolase activity.